This is a messenger RNA of Cylicocyclus nassatus, 775 nucleotides long. Lineage: Eukaryota; Metazoa; Nematoda; Chromadorea; Rhabditida; Strongylidae. The record is from the annotation of a GenBank genome assembly.
AUGACGGCAAAUGUGUUAUCAUGGAGCGAGGACAGGUUUGGUGUCGGGAGGCGUUGGCUGUAUGGGGGAGUGGUCGAGGGGGCCCGAACGAUUGAUCGAUUCGGGUCUUAUAGCACUUAUAAGAAGAUAUGGAACGACACUAAAUAUGCUGAGGAUAAAGUCUACGGCUGUGGUAUGGGACAAACAAACAAAUAUUAUUGUUGUGGACCUUAUGGCUGCCUUCGUAUUUUAGAAAUAUUAUUGUGCUUGAUUGUGAUAUCUCUGAUCACGUCAGUAUUCGGUCCAGGACCCUUUAAAGGUGUAUUAUUUGGCCAAACUCUGCUGUUGAUUUUCGCUGGUGUAGCCAUGUGUUUCACUUUCAUCUUUCUUAUCGUCUACUUCUUCACUUUGAAUGAGACCCAUCUAGAUUUCUGGCCCUGGAGAACUACGGAUCUGGUGUUCUCCGCCACUUGUUGCUUUUCCUUCAUCAUUCUUGCCAUAGUCGAAGCAUACUAUUCAACCGGAAGUUGGUCGAAUAACUGCAAUGAUAUUGGUUCCGAUGGUUUGAUACACAACGGAUGCAGGCUAAUCUAUGAAUGGGCUUUUGCUUCGUUUUUAUCCUUCAUUCUCGCAUGCCUCUAUGGAGUCAGCGCCUUCCUAGCAUCACGCGAUCGAAGCCAUACGCCAAUCAUGCGGGAUUACUAAACUCAGAUUCGUACAUAUAUCUUUAUAUCACAACUAUUUCUUGUUGUUCAUACAUGCAUAAUUACAAUAAAAACCUCAUAACAGUGUAUGC